This is a messenger RNA of Strongylus vulgaris, 1038 nucleotides long. Lineage: Eukaryota; Metazoa; Nematoda; Chromadorea; Rhabditida; Strongylidae. The record is from the annotation of a GenBank genome assembly.
GAUUACUUCCUUAGCUUCACUCUUCCCUCAAAUGAUACGCUAUUUGACGAUCUCGACUUGGAUGCAUGCCAAAUGUUCGAUUUUGUCAAGAAAAAUAUCAAAAAAACUGAGAUACAAAUUGAUGAGGAGUUAACAACGGUUAUAAACAACUUUGAAACAAAUGAGGAAGCUAGAAGGCCUAAAACCACUGUGACCACUUCUACAGAUAGAACGGAAUUCACAACGCUUCUGAACGAACUUCUCGAUGAAGCGACAGAACCAUCAGCACCCUCAAUUGUGAAAUCGCCACCUAAGAAGGAAGUUUGGGCUUCACCUUCGUUGACAGCACCUUCAACCACAUCUACAGCAUCUCCUUCUCCAAAAAUUACCCGAACAAGCUCUGCUUCUACAUCGACAUAUACACAUUCCGUUGUAAUAAGACCGUAUACGGAAAGCAGUAGGGUCAAAUCUGCACAAACGACAACUUCCACUGCUGAGCCUGUCACAACAACGUCUAUAACUGAAAAAGGUGCGGACUAUGAUGUGUAUGAGGAUGGAAAAGAGGAUAUUUAUGAUGAUGAGAAGCCAGAAAAUGUCUCAGUUGAAGUUGUGCCAAUACAGACGAUGGGUAAUGAUUAUGGAAGUAAAACUAAAGCUACCGAAAGCCCACAAUUAUCUACAAGGAGCCGACUAUUCUCCGACGAUAGUUGGGAACAGCCUCCACCUAAUUUCGGCUACUCUUCGAUGAGAUAUCCGAAUGGAGGCGUAACCCCGCUGAACAUAGACACAAGUACACUCUUUGGUAUUGAUGACGAUGGGAAAGGUGAAGAAGACGGGGAGGAAGCUGAUGAGGAGGAAACAAAAACAUCUCCAAUUGUCGCCAGCAAAAAGGAGUCGCCGAAAAAAGUGGAUGUUAGAAAAGCUGAGGAUGUCGUGAAAGCGGCAGUACGACUAGUACGUCCAACAAUGGAGCCACAACGAGGCCCAAUAUAUGUGACGCAAAGGAUCACUAUGAUAACAACAUCGUCGACGAAAGUCGCGCCAUCAACAGAAAGGUGA